Messenger RNA from Tarenaya hassleriana, 1757 nucleotides. RefSeq names its product myb-like protein X. Bases 164 to 1573 code for a protein of 469 amino acids. Lineage: Eukaryota; Viridiplantae; Streptophyta; Magnoliopsida; Brassicales; Cleomaceae. The transcript has 2 exons. The record is from RefSeq and is a predicted model, not a curated record.
AACAUCUUUGACUCUCUCUCUCCCUCUCGUCUUUUUAAGACAUCAAUCGGAUCUUCACUUGCCCUUGUUAGAUUCUUCUCAGUUUCAAGCUCAUGUUCCUGCAUUUUCUUCGCGGGCUCUCUCUUUUCUCGUCUGAUCCUAAAAAUUUAGCUCCUUUCGUGAAAUGGGUUCUGGGUUCUGGUCGAUGGGAUUUGUCCUGUUGAGUUCAAAAUUUGGGAAGCAAAAUAUUUUGGCCCUUUGGUUUUGGUUUCGUUUCGUGAAUUCAUUCGGACUCUGUGUGGUGGUGGUGGUGGUGGUGGUGGUGGUGAUGAUGACGACGAAGAAGACGACAACGAGCAGGAGCCAAAGGGCAAACAAGGGAAUCAAGUGGAAGCACAUCCUGCAGAUAUGCGUUCUCGUCGGGGUUUGUGUCUGGUUGAUCUAUCAACUUAAGUAUUCGCACGAGAAGAAGAAGGAAUUCUAUGAGAAGGAUACGAAAACAAUGACGGUAUCGCGGGACGGAGAUGGAGUGGCGAAGCUCGGGAGAAAAGACCUUCCCCAUUCCCGGGUUGUGAGCAAGAACGAGAGGGUUGUGGAGGACGAGGAUGAAGACAGUGCGGAUGAAGAAGAAACCGGUCGUGGAGAAGAGGAGAAAGAGAACGAGCAUCGUGAUGAGGAGGAGAGGGAAGAAGAAGAGGAGGAGGAAGGCAAGAAUAAGCGAGUGGAGGAAGAGAACAAACUCGUGGAAGAGCAAGACAUGGAGGAUGAUGACGGCAGUUCAGAAGACGACAUUGAUGAGCAAGAUCAAGGUAAAACUGGCAAAACUGAUCGGGAGAAUGAAGAAGAGAAAGAAAGGGAAGGGAACAACGGUGAGAAGGGGAGUGAAUCAAAUGGAAGAAACGAGGAAGAAGAGUGGAAGAUCGAGGAUGGCAAUGAUUCAGAUGAAAUUGAUAUGACGGUUCACGAGGCACGGGAAGAGCAUUACAAGGCUGAUGAUGCUUCGAGCGCAGUCUCCCACAAUGAGAAAGGAAAUUCCGAUACAAAUGUUUCCAGAGUUGCCAUCGAGCAAAUCGGGUUGGGGGAAUCCGGGGACGAAACUUCCGCAAACAAAACAAACACAGAAGAGAAAGACGGUGGCGAUGAAUCAUUGAGUUCUUACUCGAGAAUAGAAACACAAUCCGAUGAUCAUCCUGAAUCGAAGAGCCGGGAAACAGAUAAUAGCAACUCAUCAGAAAUAAGUCUCGAAGCUUCGGGAUUGGCAGAGAGCAAAGCGGAAUCUGCCAUAACACCGGAAGGAGCCUCUGACCUGCCAGUUGAUUCAGAGAGAUCCGAGUCUAAAGAAUCAUCAACGGAAGCUCCACCCUCGAACAGAACCUCGGAGUCUGUCGUAACGGAGAAUGUCUCAGAGAAUUCGGAUUUGGAAAGUUCCGACCUCUCUUCAACGGACGAGACAGCUGACUCUUCAGACAACAUGGCUGAUGGUUCGGACAAUACGAUUUCCGAGGAAGAGAAGGAGGCUCUCACGGACCUGCAGACUUUGCCGGAUAUUAGAACAGAAGGGAUGGAAGACGAAGAAGUUGUUGCUUCAGAGUAAGAGGAAGAAACACAGUGAAUUCUCAUUGUCUCUGUCUUGCUCUUUGUUUUUUUUCUCUCUCUCCUCUGCGAUUGGAAGAAUGAUAAUCUGUGAAUGUUUUUUCAGCUUUUUCUUUGUCACAUUAGCUAAAAUGUCAUUUCUGUAACUUUGGUCUGCAAACUGUAAAUCUCUUCUUCUUCUUCUU